This is a messenger RNA of Mixia osmundae IAM 14324, 1163 nucleotides long. RefSeq lists its product as uncharacterized. NCBI's taxonomy places the organism in Eukaryota, Fungi, Basidiomycota, Mixiomycetes, Mixiales, Mixiaceae. The record is from RefSeq and is a predicted model, not a curated record. The transcript has 4 exons. The coding region runs from base 37 to 915 and encodes 292 amino acids.
GCGUCCUGACAUCCUCUGCGGCGAGCAUUGCCUGCGAUGCACCUCUCUGUCGUCUCUUUCUUGCUUCUUCUCAGCAACAGCAUCCGUUGCGCUCUGGUGACCGACCACGAAGGGGAUGUGAGAACGGUACUCUACAAGCUCAAAGCCACGGCCACCUUCAAGUGCACAGGUCCAGGCCUUACAGCGAUCGAUGGUGAUCUCACUCAGAUGAUGCUGAGUCGCAACGGGGCGGACCUGCGCACAAAACGACUUGGCUAUCGCAACACACAAGGGUUUCACUUUCUGCCCAACGGAGAUGCUAUCGACAAGAGAGAAGGAACGGGCUAUUUUCGCUUCUAUGCGACGAAUGGCGCUUUCGAGCAAGGCAUGUGGGAGACUGAGGAUCCACAAUGGAAGAGAUGCUGUCGUGCUCAGGCGGCCUUCAACGUUUCUCUCGGUGUCACAUCGGCUUAUCUCAGCAAGCGGAGCACAAUCUCCGGCUGGAUCGAGUGUGGCGGUGCAGCUGCAAGCUACCGAGCAGAUUGUAAUGCUACGAUGAGCAGGAUUGAGACCUGCUCGCCCGCCUUCCAUAGCAUCACAGAGAUGCCGAUCUACGACAUAGAUAUCCCCACGAUCCAAGUCUAUCGCUUCUACUACCAGGCCUCUGGCCAAUGCCAGCUACGCAACCUACAACCCGGAAAAGCAACGAUGUCGAGAACAACGAUGGGACCCUUCAUCAGCACGCUGAUGACGAUCUCACUCCUUGCGCCGCGCACCAGUACAGAGUUUAUCAGUUUUGAUCCCGGGCGCUUCUUCGCCGUGCUCAAAGAAGUCAGGAACCCUGGCAUGCAAUCUGUAUCGAUGCGCUUUGCCGUGACGAUCAAAAUACGGGGACAUGCAGGACAGCUGGCCAGCAGAUCAGCAGCCAUGCUGUGAUGCGAUCACCUUUGGCUCCGUCAUCGUUGGCGCCUAUCAACGAUAUGCAGACGUCCUCUUGACGAGCCUUUCUGCGCCGAUUUUCGUCGCGUGCCGGCCGAGUAGGUCCAGCGCCUGUGCUAUCGAAGAGUUUUCUCAUGUCAGUCCAGAUGUUCUUGUCCAUGCGGAUCCCGAGAGCAGAUGCAAGCUGCAGUACGAUCCCUUUGUCAAUUACUGGUGCACAGAUGUCAAGCGACGACUCGAGCUUG